This is a messenger RNA of Ostrinia furnacalis (Asian corn borer), 5126 nucleotides long. It is a transcript of the gene Dhap-at, whose product is annotated as dihydroxyacetone phosphate acyltransferase. Gene Ontology annotation, molecular function: glycerone-phosphate O-acyltransferase activity; glycerol-3-phosphate O-acyltransferase activity. Gene Ontology annotation, biological process: fatty acid metabolic process; phospholipid biosynthetic process; triglyceride biosynthetic process. The record is from RefSeq and is a predicted model, not a curated record. Bases 200 to 2215 code for a protein of 671 amino acids. NCBI's taxonomy places the organism in Eukaryota, Metazoa, Arthropoda, Insecta, Lepidoptera, Crambidae. The transcript has 12 exons. Gene Ontology annotation, cellular component: peroxisomal membrane; mitochondrial membrane.
UUUUUAUCAAAGCGUGGGAGGAAGUGUUUUGGUGUUUACGCGAAAUAAAUCAAAAUAUAAGAUUUUUUUUAGAAAAACACCAAUAUCUGGUUAAACAAUCCUAUCUUUAACAGAAUAACUUCAGUGUCUUACAGUGUUGUUAAGUAUUAUUAUGAGUUCGUGGUUCUAAAGCAAGCAUACGGAGAAAAAAAUAAUAAAAAUGUGUGAAAAAUCGAAGUUUAAAGAUAUUUUAGAACCUAGGAAGACUGAAUCUGGUAUAUUUAGUUUUAUGUCCAAAGCUUGGUACCCGAAGAGAACACAAACUUUGGACAAAAUUUAUUCUCCACAAGAUAUCAAGGAUGCUGCUGCUUCUUCUCUGUUUAUGGAAGCAAUUAUUGAAGCGGAGAGUUCCAAGAGUGGUGUCAGCAAAGAGAAGCUGCGAAGAGAGGUGCUUCAGUACAUCAAUGAGAUUGGAAUGGAAAAAAAGAUGCAUGUCAUCAGGUGGAUAGGCAUUCUAUCAUUGAAGGUUGCCUUCAAAAUGAACAUUGGAAUCUAUGUGAAUGAGCCUGCGGUUUUAAAAGUAAAAUCCACUAUGGGCAACAACCCAGUCCUAUUCUUGCCUACACAUCGUAGCUAUGCCGAUUUCUGUAUUCUAACUUACCUCUGCUACCAUUAUGACAUUGAACUACCUGCUGUUGCCGCUGGGAUGGAUUUCUAUUCGAUGUUUAUAAUGGGCCAGCUGAUGCGCGAGACGUGUGCCUUCUACAUCCGCCGCACGCUCACGGGGGCGCCACUGUACGCCGCGACCCUCAAGCAGUACGUUCGCUCGCUGGUGGCCAAGCACGCGGCGCCUGUCGAAUUCUUUCUAGAAGGCACUAGAAGCAGGAGCAAUAAGAGCUUACCGCCUAAGUAUGGUAUGCUCUCAAUGACGCUGAUGCCGCUGUUCGCCCGCGAACUAUCAGACAUCACAGUCGUGCCGGUCAACAUCAGCUACGACCGGCUCAUGGAGCAGAACCCUUACGCUUACGAACUGCUAGGUGUGCCCAAGCCGAAGGAAACCACUAAGGGCCUCCUAAAAUGGAUAACCACGUUAAACGGCCACUUCGGCAACAUGUACAUAAACUUUGGUGAGCCGAUGUCAGUUCGAGACUAUUUGAAAUGGACACCGUACACCGACGAGCGCCUCAAGCCUUCAGAGUUGCAGACAUUAUCGCCUCAGCAGUUCAGCCAAGUGCAAGACGUGGCAGAUUAUGUCGUCACACAACAACAGGCCAAUUCUGUAGCGACUAUAUCAAAUUUACUUGCGUUAGUGUUAAUGGAAAGUCUGAUGAAUCAACGAGCGUUGCCGUACGAUGAAGUUAUAGUAGAAGUGGACCGAAUGAUAAAGGUUCUGAGAAGUUUAGGAGCCACAGUAUUCGAAGACGAUGUGAGAAAGAAUGUUGAUAGAGUAUUAGUUGUUCAGGCGAAGUCUUGGAAGUUAGAUAAAGAUAGACGACUCCGAAUCAUUUCAUCGGAGCCUAUAGAUGUCACGGAUGAGUUGAAGAAGAAAAUGAAAGGUCACACAUUAAAAGCGGAGACAAUGGUGAAUGCGAUUCCAAUAAUCCAAGUUCAAAUGUACGUGAAUCCGAUGCUACAUUAUCUCGUGCCUUCUGCGCUUAUAUGCGUUAUAGUACAAAGGGGACCGCAUACAUAUGAUGAUCUAGCUCGGCAUUAUAAAGAACUAAGAAAAUUAUUGCGGCACGAGUUUUUCCACAUUGAAAAGACUGAAGAACAGACGUUCCAAGUGGCGUAUGAUUACUGCGUGCGAAACGAUGUGGUGCGUUCCGAUAGCGAGAAAGUUACGAUGGGAGGGCCCGAGGGUGUCCGGUUGAGAAGUCUCCUCCAGCGAGCCGUGUGGCCCGCUCUGUCCUCCCUGCUAUUAUGUGCUGACGUCAUGACUGAGCUAAAGACAUGCGAGCACAACCGGGCGUUGAAGCUAGUGCAGGAGCGUGCAGAAAGCGGCCCCUACCACCCAUACUGUCUCAGCCUGGACUCCGCCACACAUUGUCUGCAAGGGUUCGUGUUGACUGGCGCUCUGACCAGGGAUAAGCAAGCUAAAAGCACAAACUACAACCUGGUGCCAGCGGUUAUGGCGGAGUGCCGCAGCUUAGUUCGCUCAGUACUGCCAUCCUUUACCGUCGACUUCAGCUCAAGGAACGCGGUCAUGCUCGACUAUAGGACCAAGUCUCACUUGUAACGCAACAGCUCAUAAUUGUACACUCGACAGCUCCUCAGCCUAUACUAGCAAAAUCAAAAAUCAAAAUCAAAAAUAUUUAUUCAGUACAUUGCUGUUGCAAAAAUAGCACCUAUUGGAACAUAAGAAGGUUGAGUGUUUAGCCUAGGCGCAGAUCGCCGACUUUUAGUUGGCGGAUAGUUGGGCCCGAUUCUAAUUUGUAUGAAGAAUCGGCCGAUACCAAGUCGGCGUAAUGCGCGCACUUUGAUACAUCUCCAUACUGAUCAACAGCCCGACCCAACUAUCAUCCAAAUAAAAAUCGGUGGUCUUCGCCUAAGCGUAGGUUGAUGUGCUGUCGUCUGUUAUAAUAAAUUAUUAUAGUUCAAUUAGACAUUCUCUUGUCUGCCAUAGUAUAUUAUAUUGUAAUAAGCGUAAGCGUUAAAUAUAUCUAUCUAUAUUAAACGCAAUUUUUGCAAUACUCCAUUCAAGCGAUUAGAAAAUAUACAAAUCUAAAAUGUAUUAUCGAAAUAGAUACCCAUUCCAACCCCAUUUACAUUUAUCUCAAGUUGCUUGAUAUCGAAUAUAGUUUUUAUCUCCGGUUGCGUCGUAGAUAAUGGGAAUAUACUAUACUGUUUGUUUUACCUGCGGUAAUUGUUCUGUAUUUAUUUUAUAUGCUGUGAGUAUUGAACUAGUCCAUUUGUCAGGGCUUAGUAUUUGCUUUUCGGCACUGUCAAUACAUCGAAGUCAAUAUAGCUUUAUUAGUUCAUGGUUAAUGAUACGAUCAAUUAGUACUAAGUUUAUCAAUCUCACUAUUACUUUAGGGAAUAUAAAACAUUAGUCUCCCAACGAUAUGUGACGUGGCUACCUAUAAAGUAGUGCGAAUUUCGGUACCUAUAGAUGAAACGAAGACGCGCCCCACCAAUUUUUGGUCGAGGGAAGCGCGGGGUGCGGGGAGUUUGAUCCGAGCAAUCCGAGCGUCAUUAUUGUAGUGUGCGUGUGCACUCAUGGAUGAUUUGGCGUGUACCGAUAACACUCAAACAUUAGCGGAAGAAUGGUGGGGCGCGUCUUUGUGGAUGAAACUAUCUAUAUCUAUCCUCGUUUGAAUGGUAAUUGUAAUACUUUUAACUGAUGUAAGUCGACUUGUUGUUGCAAUAUGAUUAAUGAAUUCUGAAAAUUGAUUUAAUAUACAAUUAAUGUUAACGUAUUAUACAAAUUCGAAUGUUUUCGAUGUCACAAAUAUGCAAUCAGUAAAGGUCAGACAAAUUGAGCCCGACCUUCAUGAGUGAAUAAGUGAAAGCAUAUACCUAUUUAAAAACAAACUAGAUUUUUUGUUAUCAUAGAAUGUCUACCUGUCAUAAUAAAGUAUUCACAUCAAUUUGUAUUAUUAGGUGUAUCAUAAUCUAGUCUUUAAUCUUCUUUGCCUGGCCCAUCCCCAUUUUAUUUGUGGUAAUCUAGUCGCUUUAUUCCCUCUUCUUAUUUUUUUAAUGUUAGCCUAACUUCGAAGUAUUUUCUUUCUAUCCUUAUCUAUAAAGGUGUAGUGCUUAAAUAUGUACACGUUUUUUGCCAUGUUUAUUGUGCCAAGUCAGUAAACUGAUAAACUUCCUGCCUAACAACUAAUAGCGUGAUGUUGAUAAAUAAAUUCGUUGUUAGAAUUAGCUGAUAAUAUUAAAAUAUUAGGGGUUUCCAAUUGAGUCAAGUGAAUAGUUGUGAUAGGUAUGAUUGUCACUUGUGAAUAACGAAAUUUUUACAGUAUAAAAGUAUCUGGAGCUAAAAAAAUAAUUAUUUUUAGUUAAUAAUAAUUAGAAAAUUACCUGAUAUAAACUUUAUGUGAAAGUAUUGAUUUAGAUAAAUAUUAUAAANAAUAUUAAGUUAGAUCGCCGUCUUGGAAUAAUACACAUUAACCUAUCUAAUCAACAUACUAAUACUAACUUUGGUAUUAGAUAAAUUAUUUUAAAUACAAGUUCCUUAUUGUAACUUAUCAAGAGAGUCUGGAAUCUUUCCAAGUGUUUGAAACAAUUCGAAUAUUUAUAUCUAGCGAUUGAUUCGUACCAUCCAAUCUAGUUCGAUGUGAAUUGACGGCCAUUUUAACUAGUUCAUUGUGAUAAUUUUGAUUGGUGGUGUUAUUAGUUAUUAUUUUAGUAUUAUUUAUUUUGUAAUUAUGUGUUACGUCCAUACUAUGUAUAGUAAUUUAUGUGUAUAUAAUGGAACUCGAUUAUUAUUGUGUUGAUUUGUUUUAAUUCAUCUCAUUGCAAUGUAAUAAUUACCAGUUAUUUGUUAAUUAAAAGCUUUUACAUGAAGAUGUAGUUUUAUUAUUUUUUAUCCACAACGAGAAUCCUCUUGGCCUGUAUCUCUCCUCAUCUUAUUUACAGAAUGAAAUUAAUGGGUUUAAUAAAAAUAAAACAGUGUCGUUAUAGAUAAACUUUCUAUAUUUACAACUUUGUUUUCGUCACAUCGUCGGACCUAACAUUACAGUUCUACGGUGCAGGUGUUUAGAAAACAAAAGAAGAAAAACAAAAGCUGUGAUAACAAAAUAACACAUAAAUAAAAAUAUCUUACAUAAUAAUAUUCAUUAAAAUUUUAUGUCGGACGUCAGCAAAAGUUAUUUUAAGUCUACGUAGACAUCUUUACGGGUAUUUAAAAAAACUAGAAAUUUUGUUAUACAUGUUGUCUUUUGAUUAUACAAAACAAUUUCGCGCUAGAAUUCGAAAAUGCAUAGAUUAAUACUUAUGUACAUAAACCCUAUUUACAUUUUAUACAUAUUAAGAGAAACAUUUACACUUCAGAAGCGCAUUCGCAGCAUACUCCGAAAGGGGAAGUAGUUUAUAUUGUAAGGGGUAGUUUACAAAACAUAAUCAGAGGCCUGUUCCCUUUACGGAAUUUCUAUUCAAUACAACAAAAAUGACGAAGUUUUAAAAAUAAAGGAAAAUGUCGAUAA